This is a messenger RNA of Diplodia corticola, 999 nucleotides long. Its product is annotated as msf1 domain protein. Gene Ontology annotation, biological process: phospholipid transport. Gene Ontology annotation, cellular component: mitochondrial intermembrane space. NCBI's taxonomy places the organism in Eukaryota, Fungi, Ascomycota, Dothideomycetes, Botryosphaeriales, Botryosphaeriaceae. The transcript has a single exon. Bases 1 to 999 code for a protein of 332 amino acids. Gene Ontology annotation, molecular function: phosphatidic acid transfer activity. The record is from RefSeq and is a predicted model, not a curated record.
AUGUGGCGAGUGCGUUCCCCGCUCGGCGUUUCGGCGCGAUCUGCCCGUGUCUGGAGACCAUCACCAGAGCGUGACGAGCCAUUGGAAAGCAAGCGCCAGCGUUUUGCCGCCUGGUCCCCGCGCUCCAUCCGCCGCCUCUUCGCCCUCUGCGCCUCCAUCUCCACCUCAAUCCACCCGCAAUCCGAGAAUGCGAAGCCGUUCACCAUGGUGAAGUUCUACGACAGCUCCUUCAGCUACGACUACUCUUUUCCCGCCGUCACUCUCGCCUACUUCCUCCGCUACCCGAACCCUUACUCCACCCAUGUGCUCUCCACCGAUGUCAUCGAGCGCCGCUUUGACCCGGACACCCAGGAGCUGCACACGGUGCGCCUGCACCUGAAGCGCUCCAAGCUGCCUGGCGCCGUGCUGAAGAUCAUUCCGCGCUCGCUGCUGGGCGCCUCCAAUGCCGGCGACACGCAGAGUUACAUCCUCGAGCACAGCGUCGUCAACAUCCGCGAGGGCUGGAUGGACACCAUCAGCCAGAACCUCGAGUGGACCGGUGUGCUCAGUGUUGUCGAGCGCCAGGUCUUCCGCCGGCCUGCCGACAUUUUCCGCAACAAUAGGUGCGAGAAGAGCGCCGCCGCCCACGGCCUGCUGGACGCGGGUCCCAACGAGACCACAGACGUCGAGACAUCAGUCACUCUACACUCCAAAAUUGGCGAGAACAUCCGGAAGAGGCGUGCCGCCAGGGCUGCCGCCGAUGCGAAGGCUGCCGAGCUCGAGGAAGAGCAGCCCGCCAAGGUUGGCUUUUUCAAGUCCUGGUCGACCGCUUCCAUUCAGCGGUCCAUCGAGCUCAUCGGCCUCAGGCGUGCCGAGAAGAGCCAGCCGAAUGCCAAGGAAGGCAUGAAGAUUGUGCUGCAGCGCAUGCGGCAGGGAGGCCUGGUCGGCGUGUUGGAGGGCAUGCGCCAGGACCGCGAGAAGAUCCUCGUGGGACGCAACGACGUCAACGAUCGUUCAUAA